AAAUUACAACGACAGCGCCCCCUACCACGGCCAUCGUCUCUACGCUUCCAAUGACCACGUUCGGUGCCACCACCACGGCCCCGACCACCGUGCCGGGCACCACCCAGGCCCCGGACUGUGAGGAGGGAGAACAGGACUGUGGCGGCGAGACGGAGGCGCCCGACAUCUACGACGUGGUGACAGCAGGAGGCUUCGCAGCGGCUGACCCAAGCACUGACUUCAUGCCAGCGUACGUGUGGUUCGCCUGUAACUUUGAGUUCUCGUCUUUCUGCGGCUGGUCCAAAGAACCAGGAAACGGUGCCGAGUGGCUCAUCCAGACCAACAACGCUCCCGCCAUUCACAGAGGACCGACACACGACCACACAGGCAGACCAGGGAACUUCAUCUACAUGCAGCUGAUGGACACAGACGUGUACAGCAAAACAGCCGAGGACGAAGAGGAAAAGUGGGCGAGGUUGGCGAGCCUGCCCAUCACGGCGCCGGACGCCGACCUGUGCAUGUCCUUCUGGUAUCACAUGUCAGGUGACCACGUGGGGGCGCUGCACAUCAAGCAGAGGAAGGAGGCCGAAGGGGAGCAGACGCUGUGGACACUCAGGGGACAUCAGGACAAACGCUGGAGGGAGGGACGGGUCUUACUGCCGCACUCCAGCGUCUCUUAUCAGGUGGUGGUGGAGGGUGUUGCACACAGACGCAGCACAGGUCACAUAGCUGUGGACAACAUCCGGAUCAUGGAUGGGCUCAAUGCUGAGGACUGCCAGG
Molecule: messenger RNA, 759 nt
Organism: Paralichthys olivaceus (Japanese flounder)
Lineage: Eukaryota; Metazoa; Chordata; Actinopteri; Pleuronectiformes; Paralichthyidae
Source: RefSeq, a predicted model, not a curated record